AUUUAUACAUUAUGUAAAAAGCCUCUACUUUAAUUUUCUUUUUGUGCCAUAUAGUUGGCCAACUACAUAUUUUCGUUACAAAAUUUUCAGUAUCAAUCAUUUGUUAAAACUUAUAUAUAUAUAUAUAUAUAUAUAUAUAUAUAUCUCAUACUACUGAAACCACCCAAAAUAAAAAGAAGCCGAGAUUUCUCCUCUGCUUUUUAUAAGAUUUGAUGGCGGGUGAUAAUCCUUGGUUCAAAAAUCCAAUCCAGAACUAUAACUUUGGGAGCAGCUCAUCUCAUGAUCGUCAUGGCUUAGUGGUGGAGGAUCAGCAAGAAGAAAACAUGAUGAUGAUAAAAGAACAAGACAGGCUACUUCCGAUAGCAAACGUUGGAAGGAUCAUGAAGAACAUUCUCCCACCAAACGCAAAGAUCUCUAAAGAAGCCAAAGAGACUAUGCAAGAAUGUGUCUCCGAGUUCAUAAGCUUCGUCACCGGGGAAGCAUCCGAUAAAUGCCACAAGGAGAAGAGAAAGACCGUCAAUGGAGACGAUAUCUGUUGGGCCAUGGCAAAUCUAGGGUUUGAUGAUUACGCCGGCCAGCUUAAGAAGUACUUACAUCGUUUCCGAGUUAUUGAAGGUGAGAAAGCUAAUCAUCACGGCAAAGGAGGUCCUAGUAAAUCCUCACCAGAUAAUUAAUUAAUCUAUCUCUUUAGCUUCUUUAGAUUGAUUGGUUUGCUAAUUUCCCCAUUUUUAUGUGUCAUCUUUGUUUAACUCGAUCCGACCAGCUUCUUUUUUUUAUCAAUCUUGUUUUGUUUUGUUAAAAGAGCUUCUUCUACCAGUUCACAUAUAGCUCUAAGCGAUCUACAUAUAUAAUUAAAUAAAUAUAUAUGAUUGUAUAACAUGUCCUUACAUAUGUGG
Molecule: messenger RNA, 896 nt
Organism: Camelina sativa (false flax)
Lineage: Eukaryota; Viridiplantae; Streptophyta; Magnoliopsida; Brassicales; Brassicaceae
Source: RefSeq, a predicted model, not a curated record